This is a messenger RNA of Zerene cesonia (dogface butterfly), 2079 nucleotides long. It is a transcript of the gene DIP-kappa, whose product is annotated as lachesin. Lineage: Eukaryota; Metazoa; Arthropoda; Insecta; Lepidoptera; Pieridae. The record is from RefSeq and is a predicted model, not a curated record. Bases 276 to 1481 code for a protein of 401 amino acids. The transcript has 10 exons. Gene Ontology annotation, cellular component: neuron projection.
AGGCAGCCGGAGUGCCACGCGACAGCAGACGGGUUUUCGCGCCAAAACCUACCCGUCUCACGCUCGCGCUACGCGACUUUAUAACUGGCACCCGCUCAACCCACAAUCGCCCAAUGAAUAUUUAAUUGAACCGAUUCCUUUGCCGAGCCGGCGAAUCAAUGAGCGAACUUCAUUGCCGCAUCGGAAAAGUCAUGAUAGUAUUUCUGUUGACACUGUCGCAAUAGUCGGAAAAGUUUGCUCGUAAAAUGCCGAUCGGUUGAAAUUUUUAAGCCAAUAUGAACUUUCUGCGAUACAAUUUGUGUUGUAAAGUUUUUUUAAUACUUUUCGCAAUUAGCAGUCCCAUCUUGGCGGCUGACGAGUCCCUAUUUCCGCGAUUCGUGGAACCCGUUCCCAAUGUUACGGUCACUGUGGGACGCGAUGCGCUGCUCGCCUGCGUGGUGGAGGACCUCAGAGGAUAUAAGGUAGCGUGGGUGCGAGUGGAUACCCAGACAAUACUGAGCAUCCACCACAACAUCAUAACGCAGAACCCGCGCAUCAGCCUGUCGUACAACGACCACCGCUCGUGGUACCUGCACAUCAAGAACGUGCAGGAGGUCGACCGCGGCUGGUACAUGUGCCAGGUCAACACUGACCCCAUGCGCUCUAGGAAGGGAUACUUACAAGUUGUAGUACCACCAAUGAUCAUUGACAACAUGACAUCCACCGACAUGGUAGUACGUGAGGGGACAAACGUCACGAUGGUAUGCCGGGCCACCGGCUAUCCGGAACCGUACGUCAUGUGGCGACGGGAAGACGGCCAAGAAUUCAACUGUAAUGGCGAGUCAGUGAACGUUGUUGAUGGUGAAAACUUAACAAUAUCAAAAGUGUCACGUCUUCACAUGGGUGCUUAUUUAUGUAUAGCAUCGAAUGGCGUCCCACCAUCCAUCAGCAAACGUGUAGUUCUCAUGGUCCAGUUCCCACCGAUGCUAUCGAUCCCAAAUCAGUUGGAAGCUGCGUAUGUAGGACAAGACGUAACGUUGGAGUGUCACACUGAGGCUUACCCAUCGUCUAUCAACUAUUGGACUACAGACAGAGGCGACAUGAUUAUAUCAGGAAACAAAUAUAUCACAUCGCUCAAUGAUGACGGUUACAGUCGUAAGAUGAAUCUUAUCAUACGAAAAGUAUCUCUUAAAGAUUUCUCAUCGUACCGCUGUGUCGCUAAGAAUUCUCUAGGAGAGACGGACGGUCUUAUAAGACUUGACGAAAUACCAGCCCCAUCAACUACAAGUACUACAGUUAACUACGUUCCUACAUUUCCACAAAAGAAAAAAGGUAAACAUAGAAAUCGUUGGCGAGAUAGUUCAGCUGAAAACAGAGUCAUCGGGGACUAUGAGGUGGAGGAAUGGAAAGAUAUUGAUUACGAUUCAACGCAGUCCUCGAGCAGCGGAGCCGUCCAAGAACAUUAUAUUCUCAUCACGUUAAUCUUAGCAAUUAUUAGCUGACAUAAAACGUAUAUCUCAACAUUAUAGUGCCAAUGACUUUCAACUAAUUAAUACCUUUCAUUAAUAAAUAUUAGAACAGUGAUACGAAGCUUUGUGUAAUAGCAUUGUAUAAAAUAGAGUAUACCUUAGAAUGUAAAAGGACGUUUGGAAUAUCUCGUACCUUCGUUAUUCUUUUGUGUUUAAAUUCCGAAAUAGUGAAGUCUGACAACGCAAUGUGAGCAAAAUGAUUUCGAGAGAUCUCGUGCAAAAAUAGUCGAAAACUACACACGAUUGGAUCCUGGUUGUAAACCUAUUGCGGCUCCAUUGUUACAUUCGUUAGUCAUAACUCCAGCAGUAGUAUUUUUCGGUAAGUGCCGUUGACACUCUUGUGAAUUUUUGUUCAAUUUGUUGAGUAUAAGGUUGAUUUUAAGGCAGAUUGUAAAUAAUUAUUCUUAUAAAAGACUGAUAGAUUCUAUUAAUAACGUGCCAUACAUCUAUCUGAACAUUAUUAUGUACAAAAUAUUCCGUUGUUGUGGUUGGAGUAGAUUUCUAUAGAUUUAGCAAUUUAGAAAUACAUUAUGUAAACAAAAAAUCUGUAGAAAUAUAACAACGUUGUUAA